Papilio polytes (common Mormon) is the source of this 1618-nucleotide messenger RNA. Its product is annotated as nose resistant to fluoxetine protein 6-like. The transcript is spliced from 10 exons. Bases 335 to 1618 code for a protein of 427 amino acids. Gene Ontology annotation, molecular function: acyltransferase activity, transferring groups other than amino-acyl groups. Lineage: Eukaryota; Metazoa; Arthropoda; Insecta; Lepidoptera; Papilionidae. The record is from RefSeq and is a predicted model, not a curated record.
AAUUCAUCUUGAUAAUCAUGAAAAUUGUUUCAACGAUGCCAACGCACUGUAUUGUACAUCACAAUUCAGAUUAAUAUCUGAUACUUCGAAUGAACUUUAUAAACUGAUUGCGAAUUACUCCGAAUGGGAAAUAACACAUUACGAUCAUACAAAAUUGUACCGCGGAGUUUGUAUAAAUAGAUCUUGUGGUGAAUAUAAUGAAAACCCAACAAAUAUAACAGAUGCUCUUGAAACAUGCGUUAAUAAAUCUAUUUGGAAAGAUUAUGGACUGAAAGCUAAACUUUUAAAUUCUCCCAGUUGUCGUUCUACGGAUUAUAAAAUAGAAUUUGAUUACAUGGACAUAUUUGUGUCAAUAUUAUGCACGUUUAUAUUAAUUGUAAACGUAGCUGGAACUUUGUAUGACGUUUAUGCUACAAAGGAAUCGAAGAGUAAAGCUGUGAAUAUGAUCGUAGCAUUUUCGUUGCUACGCAACUGGCCGAAGUUGUUUCAAGCCGACUAUAGAUCAAGAGCUCCCUUAGACAGACUUAAGGGCUUGGACGGCGUGAGAGCUGUUCUUAUGAUACUCCUUGUGACUGGACAUUUUUUUAUACCUUACACGAUGGCAAUCUCCAAUCCACAUUUUAUUGAAGAGGUAUAUCACUUUCUACCUUACCACGUGUUUAUAAACGGUGCGGCUAUAGUGCAGACGUUCUUCCUCAUGUCAGGACUUCUUCUAAGUUAUAGCUUACAGAGAACAGCAGAGAAGAAAACAAUAAAAUGGACUAUGUUAACUAACAACAUUUGGAAGAGAUGGUUGAGAUUGACACCGUCAUUUGCUGUCGUUCUUGCAUUUACAUCAACAUUAUUACGUUUUAUUUCAUCGGGGCCUUUAGUGCAGGUAAUAUUAACACGAAUGGGUAAUUUCAACCAUUGGUUUAUUGAUUGUCUGAAUUGCUCAAGAUUGUACAACACUGGCACGAACUUACGAAAAACAGACUUAAGGACCUUGGUCAUAGGUUCUAAAUUAUUGGACUUUCAGUUGCUGGACUGGACAGAAAUAGAGGAUUGCCGGCGCUCUUGGAUGUGGAAUUUUUUCUAUUUACGAAACUACAAAUUCGAUUCACAAUGCAUGCCUCAAACAUGGUAUCUGGCUGCCGAUUUACACUUGUACUGUGUAGGAUUGGCAAUAUUUGUGUUAAUCAGAAACUCGUACUGGAGAAAUAUUGUAUUGGCGAUGUUUUUCGCCGUUGGAGUUGUUGUAACAGGACUGGUGAUAUACUUCAACGACUUAACAUUCCUGAUGACGAUAUCACCUAGGAUGUUAAUGCAACUGUUUAUAGAGGACACAGCUUAUAACUAUCUGUAUAUGGCAUCCCACACUAAUAUUCCUAGUUUCGCGAUUGGAUUGGCUCUCGGAGCUCUCAUACACAAUUUGCAGAAAAAAGAUUUCAAUCUUGAUAAAUAUAAGGUGCCAGUUUUAGGUAUGGUAACAAUAUCAUUUAUUGCUGGGACUAUAAUUUGGUUAGUGAUCGACGCGCCAGUAAACCAGUUAGUCAAGAUUUGGUUGGAGACGCCGGCGAAGAAGCACAAUAAAGUUAAGAAAAAUGAUAAUAUCGAUGUUAUCGUUGAAAAAUUAUAG